UAGUACUUCUGAAGAUCCCGACCGCAUUAGUGGAAAUAAAUUUUGUUGAUGAUCAUGAUCUCAAGAGGCGACAAAACCGGUCUUUUGUGAUAUGCAAAAGCUCAAUAUCAACCGGAUAUCACUUGCUUUACCCGCCCAAUCCAAAUACAGUCAUGUUUCUCCAGCGAUCUUGGCUAGCAGCAGUAGCAGAAACUAACAAAAUAUUUUAGGGACUGACUCGAAAACUCCCUUUAGUUACUGAUUCUCAUAGAUAUCGCCUAUUUUUGAUAAAAUGUCGGCGGCAGCUGGCUCUUCGGCUGGAGCGGCUAGCAAGAAGCCCAUGAAAAAGAAGAAAGACAAAACCGCGACAAAGGUCGUGUCAGCGUCGAUUGCUGGAAGCGAUAAGAGAUCGACACCUGAGGGAGCAAAAGCGCCUCCUGCGUCGUCAUCCGCGGAAACUGCAACGACUAAAUCUUUGAAAUCGAAGGUCAAGAAAGCGAAGACAGGGGCGAUGAAAGUAGUAACCGGGACGUCAUCUUCCUCGUCCAGUAGCAGCGCAAGCACAGGUAGCGCAGCAGCACCCGCAUCUAUACACGCAGAGACGCUGCAAGUGCAAGACACGAACCUCGAUCAGCAUGACCCUCGUUCUCAUGAGCCACAGUCUUUAUUCGAUGAUGGGAGCAGUGACGAAGAAGACAGAAGCCAGAAUCUUUUUGUCAAGGCAAAAUCAUCCAAAAACAACCCAUCAGCCGCAGCGCAGCACGAUGAUCUCAACAGGCUGUCCGUGAACAGGCAGUUUGCGGAGAAGUUCCAGAAACGGAAAGAUGCCGAGGAGCUCGCGUACGCCCGGAAGAUCAUCGACGAGGAGGGCGGUUCGUCGUCGUCCAGCGAAACCGAGGACGAGGAUGGCAUGCUGCUGCAAAACGAUGUGGAUUUCAAGGUUCUCGACACAUUACAGCGAAUUCGAAACAAGGACAAGUCGGUGUACGACGGCAAGACCCAGUUCUUUUCCUCCGCGGACUUCUUCGCCGAGAGACGGCAAAAGAAGGAACAGGAGAAAAAAGAGACAGCAGGAAAUGGUGGUGAAAAAAAACCGGUGCUCUACAAGGAUUUACUGCGACAAACGCUGCUCGAGGGCGGUGCGGAGGCGUUCGAGGACGAUGAAAGAUUGGUCGCUGCGAAGCGAAAUCAAAACAACGAGGAGGAUCUGGCGGACAUUAGGGCACAGAUCCGCGCGGAAGUGGGGAAAACGGAUAAUGAUGAUGCUGGAGAGCAGAAUGACGACUCGGAGGACGACGGCGAAGGUUUGUUCAGCGUGAAGAAACCGAGUGCUGACAAAAAUGCUACCGAAGCGCCGCUUACUGACGCUUUUACACACCAGCAGGGAAGUUCUACUUCAUCCGAAGGCGUUAACCUGCACAAGAAAAAAAGCGCCCAGUCCCUCCUCGCGAACAAGUACUGGGGCGAGGAUGAAAAAUUGACCGAGAACGAAAAGUUUCUCCGCGACUACAUUUUGAACGAGGGAUGGAAGGACCCGACGGGGGCCGGGUUCGGUGGCGUGGACGACGCGAAAGAAGUGGAGGACGAGGAGGCGCUGGACGAACAAGACGAUUUUGAGGCGGAGUACAACUUCCGCUACGAACACGGCGGGUUGGGCGAGAACGGGGAAAUCGCCACCUUCGCGAGAAACGUGCCGAACUCCGUGCGACAGGUAAUAGAAAUGAAUUGGUUUUUUCUGUGGUUUGUACCAACCGUAUGUGAAUUUGAAUUUUAGGUAGUGUGGCAGUAGAAAAGUAUGCUUUUUGAGCGUCAUCCACCAGCAAUCCGCAUCCCAAUCUCUUCCCCCGCCCACAGGUCGACGACAAGCGUAAACGCAAGCGUCUGGAGCGCAAGGAGCGAAAAGAGCAGGAAGCGGUGCGCAAGUCCGAGGAGCUGAAGCGGCUGAAAAACUUGAAGCGCAAGGAACUGCAGCGACGCCUCCGGCAAAUCGAGAAGACGACCGGAAACACGGGCGCGCUGGUCGCGGAGCCGGAGAAGGAAGACCCACUGUUGGCGGACUCCGUGUUCCAUUUCCAAGAGGAGGAGGACGACACUGCCACGGCAGCCGGCACCGCCAGCGGGGCGGCCGAACGGAAGUACGCGAAGAUGCUAGAAAGGGAUUUCGAUCCGGAAACGUACGACAAGGAAAUGGAGGAGUUUCUGGGCGAGGACUAUUACGAAGGUGACGAGGAACUCGAUGAGAAGGAGUUGAAGGCGCUGACGCGAGAGGGCGAAACAGAGGAAAACUGGGGCGACUACGACGAGGAGUGGGGAGAGGGAGGUGGUGAUUUUUACGACGAUGCAGCAGAAUACAACAACGACAAUUUUGAAGAUGGCGGUGACCAAAACGAAGAGAUGGAGCAAAAAGCCCCGAACGACGAAGAUGCGCCUGAUUUGUGGUUCAUCUGCGACGAAUGUAAAAUCGCGAUAUUACCAGGCAAGAACUACUACGAGUCGCCACAGAAGCAGGACUUCACGCUGUGUCAGAAGUGCUUCAAAGCCCCAGCGAAAAAGCGGAAGGAAAAGUACACGAGAAAAAAGGUUCCAGCACACUGCCAACCGCCGGAAAAUUGGGAGGAGCUGGUGAACCAGCAGGGUGACGAGGAGGGGAAUGCAGGCGACAAUGAGGAAAGACAGCAGGCACUACAAGUGGAACAGCUUGAAGAUGAUCCUGACGACAUUUACAAGAUUCGCGACUUUGGGCCUCUGAAGUUCCAGUAUAGCACGGUGAAAGCCGAUUCCUUCAAUUUGACGACGGAGGAAAUUCUCUCAAAGUCUGACAAGGAGCUAAACAAGAAGGCGUCCCUGAGAAAGCUAACCAGGCCGUACUUCGAUACCUCGACCUAUCGCGACGAGCGCACGGACCGCUACUUGGAGAUGAAGAAGGAGAUGAAGCAGCAGAAGCGCAAGAAGCAACACAAGUCCGGCGUGGAAAGAGCGCGUUUGGACGCAUACAAGGUGAAAAAUCCGGUGUUGGUCAAGAAAAACAAGAGCUGAGCGCUUGUUUCGAAGAAUCAUUCUGUCGCGCGACGGCAGUAAGAAUCUUCCAGGAUUAUGUACGGACAAAACGACAUCAUUUUCGCAUAUGCAAAGUUAUCUGGCAAAGAAAGUCAAAAGCAAAACUAACGCACCUUGGAG
Messenger RNA from Amoebophrya sp. A120, 3156 nucleotides. The record is from the annotation of a GenBank genome assembly. NCBI's taxonomy places the organism in Eukaryota, Dinophyceae, Syndiniales, Amoebophryaceae.